This is a messenger RNA of Hippopotamus amphibius kiboko, 2869 nucleotides long. It is a transcript of the gene MPDU1, whose product is annotated as mannose-P-dolichol utilization defect 1. Lineage: Eukaryota; Metazoa; Chordata; Mammalia; Artiodactyla; Hippopotamidae. The record is from RefSeq and is a predicted model, not a curated record. The transcript is spliced from 7 exons. Gene Ontology annotation, biological process: oligosaccharide biosynthetic process. The coding region runs from base 1522 to 2265 and encodes 247 amino acids.
AAUGCCCUGCCUUAUCCACUGUCUCCAGGGCUAGUGAACAGCCCGAAUUAAACUCUCGGGGCACCUGGGAUGCUCCUAGCUCACCUGCAAAAGGGUUUUCAUCAACCACGGAAACAAUGCAUACUCUGACCUCUAUAGAGAAUUACCCUCUAUGCUCCUGAGAACAACAUGCCUCCAGCCUGGGCGACCCGCAGAGCCAACCCUUAAAUCCCCGAUGGUGGUUCAUCCAGCGGUGGUAGAUGGCACCCCCAGGGCAGCCUGAAUCCAGAUUCUAAAAAAGAUCUCUCCGACCGCCAUAAGCUGCACGACCAAUGAGAACUAAAUCCCUCCUUUACAGUCAGCUACGAGCACCCCGGUGGCCAGAAUGGGGGCCCUUCCAGUUGUAGGAGCCUUGUAAGGCUACAGAAAGCAGUCACCAGGACCUGCAGACUCACCCCUUUAAGGGCAGCACGUGGCAGGGACUCAGCAACCACAACCACUGCCUUGCCGACACUCUGUAUAAUCUCGCAGACUGGCGCGGGAGUCACCGAAGGGUGCGGUACUCCCAGCAGGCGCCCAACCACCAGAGCGUGAUGGCCAGGCCCAUCUCCACCGAGAUGGCCGAGAGUUGGUGUCUCAGAGCUAGGUGGCAGACAGCAUGGCUCUCGCCGGGCAGUCGGAGAUGCUCUUCCCCAAGGCCACCUGAUGGGCCCCCUGCACCUGGCCCAAAUCCUGGCUCAGCACGUGGUCACAGGAGGCCGAGAAGCGGGCCUCGGCCAAGAGGUGGCGCCCUCGGGCCACUGGGGUGAGAAGGAACCCCGGAGCCGUUGUUACACAAGGGCGACCAGAGCUGGGCCCGCAGCGGGGCUAGGGGUGCUGCCGUCCCUCGCAACUGGGCUCGCUUUCCCCACGUUCCCCUCCUCUGCUUCACUGUCCCGGCCCAGUAGCUGCUGGAGCACCCAUCCGCCAAUGUCUGGGCGAACCGGAGGAGGGAGAAGCAAGGGCCGGGCGCCUAAGGAAGGCUGCCUGGCUCAGACUGUCCCGCUCCUGCCGGCGCCGUGUCCUCUGGAGACGCCGAGAGCACAGGCGAUAGAAAGCUACAGCGCCCCCACCCAACGGCAUUUUGGAAACUCACGCCCCUUCUUUCUCAACAUCGAACAAUGUAAAGCCAGCUGGAAGAAGACAAGAUGGCGCCGAGCGUGAGGAGCGGAGAAAGGCAGGAGGAUAAAUCUUGCGGCCGAAGCGGAAGCGUAAACAAAGGCGCGAAAGAUAGAACUGCGCAGGCGUACAGCUUUGGCACGCUUUAAAAUUCGAGCAGCAGGGUGGGCGCGUCCAAAAACGUGGUCUCCGGGCGAGACCUAUUUUACGCUAAGGAAGGUGGGAUGGAGUACGAAAGAGCCGGGGACGCGGCGGGGGGGGGGGGGGGGGGGGGCGGGCGGUACUGCUUCCUCGCGGGAAGACGGGAGGCGGAGUGCCCGGAGCGCGCAUGCGCAACGUACGUCAAUGGCGGUCUGAGGGACUGGCGGAAGCUAGCUUUGCAAUAUGGCGACUGAGACAGACGGGCCGCUCAAACGGGUGCUGGUGCCGAUUCUUUUACCUGAGAAAUGCUACGACCAAAUUUUCGUCCAGUGGGACUUGCUUCACGUUCCCUGCCUCAAGAUUCUCCUCAGCAAAGUCCUGGGACUGGGCAUUGUGGCUGGCUCACUUCUGGUAAAACUACCGCAAGUGUUUAAAAUCCUGGGAGCCAAGAGUGCUGAGGGGUUGAGUCUCCAGUCGGUAAUGCUAGAGCUAGUAGCAUUGACUGGGACCAUGGUCUACAGCAUCACCAACAACUUCCCCUUCAGCUCUUGGGGUGAAGCCCUGUUCCUGAUGCUCCAGACAAUCACCAUCGCCUUCUUGGUCCUGCACUACAGACAAGAGACUGUGAAAGGUGUUGCUUUCCUAGCGUGCUAUGCCUUGGUCCUGCUGGUGCUGCUUUCACCACUGACGCCCCAGGCUAUAGUCACCCUGCUCCAGGCCUCCAAUAUGCCUGCUGUGGUGGUGGGAAGGCUGCUCCAGGCAGCCACCAACUACCGCAAUGGGCACACUGGCCAGCUCUCAGCCAUCACAGUCUUUCUGCUCUUUGGAGGCUCCCUGGCCCGAAUCUUCACCUCCAUUCAGGAAACUGGAGACCCUCUCAUGGCUGGAACCUUUGUAGUCUCUUCCCUCUGCAACAGCCUCAUUGCUGCCCAGCUCCUCUUCUACUGGAAUGCAAAGGUUCCCCACAAGAAGAAAAAGGAGCAGUAGAGUUGAGCUGGCUCCUGGAGUACAUUCUCUUUCCAUUCAUCCACCCAACCUUGGGGUCCUUCCCAUCUGAACCAGUCUCCUGGUAUGACUUUUAACCAUUCCCCGUUCUUCUGCAAUUGCAACUCUAGUGAAAAUGCUUAGUUGACCCACAUCCUUAGAAAGGAUAGGGGUAGAGAUUCUCAUGCUGACAUUUUGACGUUGUGUGGUGUCCUGUAUAUGCUAUGGACACAUUUAAUCAUUUGGCUGAGAUUCUUCCUUUAGAAGUUUCCAGCUACAUACCUAUUCUGGGCAAAAGUCUUACCCUGUCCCUAUUUCCCCACUUCCCUUCUGACCCUGGAGGACGGAGCCUGAACAGUGGAAGGGACUAGGUGCUUGUGGCUUCCUCCCUCCCCCAGCCUGGCUCAGACUGUCUCCUGGACCCCAGUGCUUGGUGGGGGCGGGGGAAGGGGGACAGGAGAAUGACUCAGGCAGGGCCCCAGGGUGGGGUGAGGAGGUUCCUGCUCUGGCAGGUCCAGGCGGAAGGGAGUGGAGACUGCUGGUUCCUGCUGCAGUAAAGGGGAACAGAGAUGGAACAAUAAAGACUCAGAGACAUGGUUUAAUUGUA